AAAAACCACAUGGAAAAGGAGCACAAGGAGAUUGAGCACACCUACAGAGAGAAACUCUCUAAGAUGGAGGAGAGUCAUGACAACCAGAAAGUUGAACUAUUAAAGAAAUUUGAACAAGAAAAGAGUGAUAUUUAUGAGGAGUGUGAACACAUAAAACAAACAGAAUUGGCCGCUCGGCAACAGCAGCUCCAGAACUUCUUUGCUAAAGAAAAACAGGACAUGAUGGACAAACACGAGUACGAGAAGAAUUCACUAAAUCAGCGAUUUGUUGAGGAGAAGGAUGCUAUGAUUAAGAGUCUACAAGUAGAGUAUGCCCAGGACCUGGAGGUACAAGUGACAGCAGUACAAGAGGACUACGCCCGUGACAAGGCAGAACUUGAGGCCUACAUAACAAACCCCAAUGAGUCACAGCUUCAGCAGCUGGAACAGGAGAAGGCUGAGCUCGAAGAGAAGCUGUUUGAGCACCAGGAAGAGAUGGAACACCGCAUUGAGGAGGCAAGGACGAGGCUCAGGGAGGAAUUAGAAGCUACCAAGGAGGAGGAAAUAUUAAAACUUAAGUCUCAAUUUGAAAAUGAGAGUGCAAAAAUGAGAACAGGCAUAACUGUGAAUAGUCAAAAUGAUAUACAUAGGUUAGAAGUUAAAUUUGAGGAAGAGAAAACCAAGUUAAGAGUGGAUUUUGAAUCUGCAAGAGAGGAAGACAAGAGUGAGUUUGAUCUUAACAUCUUGCAGCAAAGAGAGGAGCUAGAAGCAAGAUAUAAUAAAGAAAGGGAAAACUUGGAGGAAAAGUAUGAGGACCAGCUACGGAGGCUGAACGAUGAACUACAGGCAAAGAUAAAGGAAUACGAAAACAGUCUCUCCGAGGGAGUGGAUGCCCUGAAAGGAAAGACAAAGGAGGACUUCUUCAACAUUCUGUCUAGUGAGAAGGACUUGAUUGCUGUGAGACAGAAGGAGGAGGUGUCUCGGGGUAUAGAGAAGGAGAAAGUGGAGCUGGAAGGGCAGUAUACCAGUCGCAUACAGGAGCUAGAGCAAGCCUUUGCCCAGGAGAAGGAGGAGCUGCGAGACAGGUAUGAAGGUCAGAUUGUGGGACUCCGGAGUCAGCUUGAACGUCUCACUGUGAGGUUAGAUGAGGAGAGGGAAGCCAUGGAGGAGCGGUUUGAGGAGGAGAGGGAAACGCUCGAGGAGGAGCUGGCUCGUACUAUUAAGGAGGAACUAGAGAUAUCGGUGGUAGGCAUUGGCAAGAAAUUCUUCGUGCGGACGGCACGAGUGAACCAGUCAAAGGUAGAGAGACCUGUGCUGUU
This is a messenger RNA of Mizuhopecten yessoensis (Yesso scallop), 1298 nucleotides long. Its product is annotated as putative protein tag-278. The record is from RefSeq and is a predicted model, not a curated record. NCBI's taxonomy places the organism in Eukaryota, Metazoa, Mollusca, Bivalvia, Pectinida, Pectinidae. The transcript has 6 exons. The annotation marks the transcript as partial.